AUGUACACCGACCAUUUCGAUAUAUUAUCGUUCCACGAGCGCCGUGAACAACUGCAAGCAUUCGAACAUCGAAAACAUCAAAUGGAGGUUGAACUGUUGAAGGCAGAUUUGGAUGCUGCACGCGAUCGGAUUCUUGCGUUGGAAACGGCAUACGAAGAGCUGCAGAUAGCUCACGAGCAGUCUUUGCGUGCUCACAUCAAUGGUCACAAUGUUCUUAACCCUUCCCCAAAAUCUGUAAACGAAUACGAGACCGACUCGGAGAGCGGUAGCUGGGAAGUACCGCCCAGUCCGUGGAUAGGAGAUUCUCCCUUAUCUUCGGCGUCUAUUCCAUCGUUCAUCCAAUCAACCAGCCCUGUAAUUCAUGAGCUGUCAUGUAUAUCUUCCUCGCCAACACCAUCGUCCGCAUUGUCUGAAGACUCCAGUUAUGAUAUUGAAGAAGAGGUUCCUGCCUUGGCCAAUGCCUCACAAGAAGAUGCGCUACGAUACGCCGAGCUGCUGGAGCAAUGUGAUUACGACGUGAGAUCUGCAAACGCUGUGUGGAAGGAAUGGGAAGCUUCUGUGAGGGAGAGUCUAGCAGAUGAGGAGACUGCAGGUGACUUCCUAGGCGAUACAGACAGCGAACUGGAGUCAGACGUUCAGGACUGGGAAUGGGAAGAAGAAAUCUACGAAGCGUCACCAUUGAGCCCAGAGAGUGUUCGCGAUGUUAGUUUGGCGACACAUAGUCCAACAUUCGAUGUGGAGCGCGACUCUAUCACACAGAACCGCAUUGGUUUAAAUAUUCCUCCGUUGUCUUCUCUCCCGCGUCCAAAUCACAUUGAUGGACCUCCCAUUCAGCCUGCUUCUGUCGAAUCCACGAUAUAUGUUGACGCGUCAGGUACCGGGCUUGGAUUUUGCAUCUGCAUACCCUCACAAACCUCGACCACCACCAAUUUCCUGUCCCGAUUCAACUCGAAAACCAACAUGAUGUGCUACUGGCUUGGCUGGAAGUGGGUACGCGGAAACCCAGCAAUCGCUGUCGGUAUCAGUGGGCAAAUUGUGAUGUCCUGGGCAGAACUCAUUGGCCUUGAGCUCGGGGUAUACACUGCCUGUACCAUGAGGUCCCAACGAGGAGGCGAGCCUUCACCACUGAUCAUCCACUCGGAUAACAUGGAUGUCGUCAAGGCAAUCUCAUGUGCAGUGCGCUCAAAGAACGCACCCGCGCGUCGUUGGAAACACGCGGAGGAUGCUAUUGUACGACGCAUCAUCUCUAUUUGCGAGGCGCACGGUGUGCACCUUGUGGUGCGCUGGGUACCAUCAAAGGCCAACCUCGCAGACGGGCCUUCGCGCGGUCACGGUGUGCACGGUGCGGCUGGUUGGGAACGCACUCGAGAGACCCAGGCAUCAGUACGUGGUCUUGGAGGAGAUCCCACACUCAUGAUAGGCGACAGGGGGUGGAUGGAGUGGGUUGCGGAUUGUCUUCCUGUUCCUGCACAUUUGGAGGCGUUUGUACAGGAUCCGACCGGAGGUGUUGUCGGUUUGCGACAGCUGAAGAUAAAAGGCCCCAGAGUCAACAGUGGGGAUACACGGACAUGA
Messenger RNA from Psilocybe cubensis, 1572 nucleotides. RefSeq lists its product as uncharacterized. NCBI's taxonomy places the organism in Eukaryota, Fungi, Basidiomycota, Agaricomycetes, Agaricales, Agrocybaceae. Bases 1 to 1572 code for a protein of 523 amino acids. The transcript has a single exon. The record is from RefSeq and is a predicted model, not a curated record.